AUGGACGUCUCCGACCGGUCGGUGCGGCUGACCAUCGAGGCGCAGCCGAGCGACCCGCCAGCGGGUGCCCCGGGGUUCAUGGCCGCGGCAACGCCGUUCGAGCCGCAGCUCUCGGACUCGCCCCCGCGCCCGAGCGUGGCGGCCGACGACGACGACAACAACGAGGCGUCGUGCAGCGCGCGGGUGCGGCCGGACCCGGACGACGACGGCGCGGCGGGGCCCGAGCGCCGGCUCACGCUGCUGGCGCUGCGGCUCGCCGUGCUGGAGAAGGCGGCCAGCGGGCUGGGCGCGCUGGGCUUCAUCUGGGCCACCGUCGUGCUCCUCGGUGGCUUCGCCAUCACGCUGGAGCGGGUCGACUUCUGGUGCGUCACCGUCAUCCUCCUCGUCGAGGGCGCGCGCAUCUUCAGCCGCAGCCACGAGCUGGAGUGGCAGCACCAGGCCACGUGGUCGCUCUCGCUCAGUGCCGCGGGAAGGUCUAGCGUCCGACUCGUCACGCGAUCCUUCCGCUUCGUCUUCCGCAAGGGUGCCAGCUGCGGGACGAGCGGGAAGGCGGCCGGCGGAGCCGCCGCCUCGGCAGUGUCCUGCAGCAGCCACGUCGGCCGGAGCGGAUGCGGAUGCGGCUGGCCCUGGAUGAGCUGGAGCUGGAGCUUCCUGUCGGGCCACGUCGGGCGGCUGUUCUACUGGCUGCAGCUCGCCUCCGCGACGGCGUGCGUGGUGCUGUCCGGGGUGCGCCUCGCCAGGCAGGACUUCGGGGAGGCCGUGGACGCGCGGACGAACCGGCGGUCGGCGCUCGACAUCUUCUACGGCCUGGCGCUGGCCGAGGCGAUGCUGUUCCUGGCCGAGAAGGCGGCGUGGGAGUGGGAGGUCAGCCACGGCCGCCUGCUGGAGCGCGUCGCCGCCGAGUGCCUCCUCGCGGGCUCGCCGGGGCUCCUCGCCAUCCGCCGUUUCUUCUACGACGCCUACUCGCGGUGCGUCGAGGGGAGCAUCUUCGACGGCCUCCGCAUGGACCUCGUGUCCUUCGCCGAGGAGCUCAUCGUGGGGGGAUCCCACGACGAGCAGCGCAUCGGCGCGGGCAUCCUCGUCAACGUUGCCGCCAGCCCGCGGCUCGGGGACGCCGCGCUACGCCGCGUCUGCACGUCCCCCGCCGUCGUGGAGCGCCUCGUGGAGAUGCUCAGCUGGACGGGCCCUGCCGAGAGCGGCGCGCGGGCGUCCGCCGCGCUCGUCGUGUCCAAGCUCGCCAGCAAGAAGCGCAACGCGCUCCGUGUCGCGGGGGUUCCCGGCGCCAUCGAGUCCGUGUCGUCGCUGCUCUACGCCGCCGACGAGGAGUGCAACCUCCUCGGCCUCCUCAUCAUCAAGAAGCUCGCGCGCGACCACGACAACUGCAGCAAGAUCGGCACCGCCCGCGGCCUGCUCGAUAAGAUCAUCGACUUCUCCGCCAUUGGCUUCACAGGACCUACCGCCACGUUCGUCAUGAUGGCCCCCGCGCGGGCCAAGGCCGUGCAGCGGUCGCUGCAGGUGAUUAAGAUGCUCACCGAGACCACAGGCAGCACCGGGAAGCAGCUGAGGCGGGAGGUGGCGGAGAUCGUGUUCACGGUGAGCAACAUCCGCGCCGUGCUCCGUCACGCGCCCGCCGCCCACGUCGGGCUGCGGCGGCUCGGCGCCGAGGUGCUGACGCGCCUCGCCAUGGACGCGGACGCGCGCGAGCGGAUCGGUGGCACGGGCGGAAUCGUCCCGCUCCUGCUCGACAUGUUCCUCCGGCCCGGCGGAGGCUCCUCCGACGACGACGAGGCCGCCGCCGACUUCGCUCGCGUCGAGGCCGGCGAGGCGCUCGCCAUGCUGGCUCUCGAGAGCCCGCGCAACUGUAAGCGCAUCCUCAGAGCCGGCGGCACCUCGAUCUCGGCCACCACAUCCACCACCACCACCGUGGACAGUCUCGUCGACGCACUUGGGGACGCCGCGAUCGGCGUCGAGGCGGGUAGGAUCCUGACGAACCUCUGCGCGUACACCGGCGGGAGCAGCGAGUGGUUCCCGCAGCUCCGGCGCGCGACGCGCGGCGCGGCCACGGUGCUCCGGGACGUGGCCACCGUCAACGAGUCAAAGCCGCUGGAGGUCUCGCUGGGCUUCGCGGCUCAGCUGGUGAGGCUGAUGGGCCCGCACGAGGUGGCCCACCACUACGUCAACGCCGGGGUCAGCGAGGCGGAGCUGGUCAGCCGGCUGGUCAGCGUGCUGGCGACCUACGCCUGCCCUUCGAUCAAGGCGCCGCGGAUCCGAAGGUUCACGGUCGAGCUCGUUAUCGCGCUGCUGAGGGCGCCACCGGCGAGGGAGAGGUGGCUGAUCGCCGAGGCGAUGGCCGCGGCGGGGAUGCGCGCGGAGCUGCGGCGCGUGGCGGAGACGACGUCGGAGCUGGAGUGCUUCCACGUGUUCUCCGGCAGCGCUGGGCUGAGCAGGCACGCCGUCGGGCUCGCCGCGCUCGUCGACACGGCGCUGGAGCUCAUGGGCACCGUCGCCGAAGCUGAUCGAGCCCCCACGUGUGACAACUGA
Molecule: messenger RNA, 2541 nt
Organism: Miscanthus lutarioriparius
Lineage: Eukaryota; Viridiplantae; Streptophyta; Magnoliopsida; Poales; Poaceae
Source: the annotation of a GenBank genome assembly